AUGCAAUCACGAACUAUAUCAUCAGCCGAUGGUGAUCAAUUAUUGGCUGUAUUUAAUCGUUAUGCACAUCAUGAAGAUCUUGGUGAACGUUAUAUGACACCACAUGAAUUUUUACAAGAUUAUUUAGGCUAUUUAAAAGGUGAUAAUAUAGAUCCAACAACACUUGAUAUACUUUCAUCAUUGGUUGACUUAAAUAAAGAUCAAAAAAUUACAUUAACUAAAUUUAUUAAUUUUGAAUCUUUAUUAUUGGCAUCGGAUUCAUUAUAUCGUUUAGCAUUUCAAUUAUUUGAUCGUCGUGGACAAGGUUUUAUUACAUUUGAUGAUUUUCAAUAUAUAAUAUCAGCAACAAAACAAUUUAAAGAAUUUCCAUUUAAUUUUGAUUCUGAUUUUAUUACAACACAUUUUGGUGCUAAACGACAACGACAAAUAACAUAUAAAGAAUUUACACAAAUUUUACUUGAUUUUAUUGAUGAACAAACAAUACAAACAUUUCGAAAACUUGAUAAAGAAAAUCUUGGUUAUAUAUCAUUAAAAAAUUUUGAAACUAUUCUUCAUGAAUUACGGCAAUAUCAAUUAGCAGAAUUCAUAUCAAAACAUUUACAUGAGAUUGUUAAAUUAUCAUGCUCAACAACAUCAACUAAUCAAAUUUCAUUUCCCUAUUUCGCAGCAUUCUUACAAUUAUUAUCAAAUAUUGAAUCAAUGAGAAAAAUUUAUUUAGCUAAACGUGAUAAAAUGUCUCAUACAUAUAAAUCAUCGAUGAUAACAAAAGAAGAAUUUUUAACUGAAGCUCAACAUUUUCCACGUACAACGCCAUUACAAAUCGAUAUUUUGUUUGCUAUAACACAUCUAUUACAUAAAACACAUGCUGGACAUGAAAUUGAAAAAGAAUAUAUUGAAUUCAGUGAUUUGGAUGUAAUAUCAGCUAAGGAACAUUUAUUACCUUAUCGAUUAAGAUCUGAAAUUGUUGAUGAAUAUUAUAAAAUUGAACAUCAAAGUGUUGUUAUGAAAAUUCUUGAAAGUGGUUAUCGUUUUACACUUGGUAGUAUUGCUGGUGCUGUUGGAGCAACAGUUGUUUAUCCGAUUGAUCUUGUUAAAACUCGUAUGCAAAAUCAACGAACAAGUAUUAUUGGUGAACGUCUUUAUCAUAGUUCAAUUGAUUGUUUUAAAAAAGUUAUUCGACAUGAAGGCAUUUUUGGUUUAUAUCGAGGUUUAAUUCCUCAAUUGGUUGGUGUUGCACCAGAAAAAGCUAUUAAAUUAACAGUGAAUGAUUUUAUUCGUGAUCGUCUAACACUGGCUGAUGGAACAAUUCCAUUUUGGGCUGAAAUUAUUGCUGGUGGAUGUGCUGGUGCAUCUCAAGUAACAUUUACAAAUCCAUUAGAAAUCGUUAAAAUUCGUUUACAAGUUGCUGGUGAAAUUCAUUCAGUACGUCGACCAGCUGCAAGUGAAGUUGUACGUGAACUUGGUUUUCGUGGUUUAUACAAAGGUGCUCGUGCAUGUUUUCUUCGCGAUAUUCCAUUUUCAGCUAUUUAUUUUCCAACUUAUGCUCAUAACAAAAGACGUUUUGCUGAUGAACAUGGUUAUAAUGAUCCAAAAAGUUUAUUUAUAUCAGCUCUACUUGCUGGUAUACCAGCUGCUGGUCUAUGUACACCAGCUGAUGUUGUUAAAACACGUUUACAAGUACAAGCACGAAAAGGACAAACUAAAUACAAUGGUUUGAUAGAUGCUUUUAAAAAGAUUUAUAUUGAAGAAGGAUGGACAGCAUUUUGGAAGGGUGCUGGUGCACGUAUGUUUCGCUCAUCACCACAAUUUGGGUUUACUUUGCUCACCUAUGAACUUCUUCAACGUGCAUUAAAUAUUGAUUUUCAAGGUCGAAAAUUAGAAGGUUCAAAACAUGUUGAUCAAGAACAAUAUUCACCAAAAGUACGUUCAUCAAUUAUACUUUCAACCAAUCCUGAUCAUGUUGGUGGAUUUCAUUUUGCUCAAGCAACAUUUGAAGGAAUUGAAACUCGUUUUGGUUUGGCUUUUCCUAAAUAUAAAUCAUCACCUUCAAAUGAAUCUUCGUCUUUGGUACCUCGAUUAACUUCAUUAGUUGGUGUACCUGUUUCUCAAGUUACUGAUCCAAAAUAG
Messenger RNA from Rotaria sp. Silwood1, 2127 nucleotides. The record is from the annotation of a GenBank genome assembly. Lineage: Eukaryota; Metazoa; Rotifera; Eurotatoria; Philodinida; Philodinidae.